Drosophila santomea is the source of this 3674-nucleotide messenger RNA. RefSeq lists its product as uncharacterized. The transcript is spliced from 3 exons. The record is from RefSeq and is a predicted model, not a curated record. Gene Ontology annotation, molecular function: RNA binding. The coding region runs from base 58 to 1308 and encodes 416 amino acids. Lineage: Eukaryota; Metazoa; Arthropoda; Insecta; Diptera; Drosophilidae.
CAACUUAGUGUAGAUGCUGAAAGUAUUAUAACUUCGUUUAAAGGACAACAGCUUAGCAUGGAUAGUUCGUGGUGCUCCUUGAUUUCCAUAGAAUCUCUGGUGGUGCCCAGUACGCCGAUGGGCUUGCCUGGACUAGACUUAGGUCCUGUGCCAAAGAAAGCCAGGAUGAGUGAAUCCAAGCAGGAGAAUUCAGCGCCCCUGGAAACAGCUAGUGUCUAUAAGGAACAGGCAGCCCAGUUCCAAUCCCUACAAGCGAAGGUACGACCGCACCAGCCUGGUGCAGUGGUAGUCCAGCCACCCAAGCGACUGCCUCCCGAGGCGGAAACCGAUCGCCGGAUGUAUGUACCCCACUUGGACCAGGCCAUCACCCAUCGGGAUGUGUUCAAUUUCUUCAGCAGUUUCGGGGACUUGGAGAGGGUUUGCGUGAAGAACGGCACGGAUAACUUGAACUACGCCAUGGUGCUUUUCUGUCGCACUCGCUCCAUGGAGCAGGCCAUCAAAUCGAAUCCACAUCUGAUCAAGGGACACCAACUGAACGGUCGCAAGGCGAAAGAAAAAUCUACAAACAAGGGAAGUCAACAGAUAAAUAAGCCAAAGUCUACAAUUACGCAGCUACUUAAGGCUCCUGUAAUGCAGGCACAGAAAGAUGACUCCAAACGAGCUGGCCACCAUACUUUGGAGAAGCAUUCAAAGUCAACACGUUACAGGUCGUUGCUUCUUCAAAAAUUGGUAGAACCCAACUCUAUAAAGCUGGUAACCGCCAGCAAAACUGAUAGAAACUAUGCUUAUGCAGUAACCAUGCUGGAUGAAGUCUCCCGCUGGAGUUUCAACUUGUCCAAAUCCAUACCCAGUUUAGACGAGAUGAGGGCACUGGAAAAGGGCCUUUCCAGAUCGGCAAAGCUCCUACUGAGGAUGCGAAAGAAACUGGCCGCAGUGCCCCACCAAUUUGCAAUACAAGAGGCUCCAAAUUGUCCACAAACUCCACCAAGUAGUAAAGCUGUACCAAAAGAUGAUGAAGAAGUUGCACCUCCAGCACCUCUUGCCUCCGAUCCAAUGCUCCCAUCCUUGCCGCUCCUACUGACCAUCACCCCUCAAGUGCCUCUGCCCAAAUCGGUUAUUCCCGAAUUGGCCAAGCCAGAUCUGCGCUCCGUUGUGCUAUCCAGUUUGGGUCAGAACUACGUCCAUCACUGCUACACAAAUGUGGAAGCUUAUCGGCGGACCAAGAACUACAUCGACCUACUGCCCUGUGAGAUGAUAGAGCGACCCAGUAUUGGGAAGUAUGUGGAUCAGAUGUACGCAGGCAAAUAGUAGGAAUCUCCAAAUGCACAUCAAAUCAUAUCAUAUAGUUAAGCAACACUUCCCAACAAACUUCUAAAAACACUUUCAUUAAGAUCUCCAAAUGCACAUCAUAUCAUAUAGUUAAGCAACAUUUCCCAGCAAACUUCUAAGAACACUUUCAUUAAGAGGAAAUGGCUUGCAUUACACAAGUUUGACACUUUUCAAAUUGGGCGAACCCGAAGGAUGUGACUUAGAUUCCAGGAAGAUAUCAAAGGAGCUGCUUGAAUGAAACGUGAACAUAUUACACAAAAAGUUAAUUCCUCUCGCAUUUGAAACCCACCAAACCAAAGGCACUUGAAUCGCAGCAACCUGUCAACAUAAUUAAUCCCCGGGAUCAGCUGAUGGCGGUACUGCCCCUGCCCAAAUGAUCCACAAAAUAUGAACGAACAAUUCAUAAGGGGCCCGGGAAUGCGUUAUAAAGGAGAUGAAAUAGGGGGCCUUGAUUUCUGUAGCGGCCUCUGUGUUUUGCCCGACAUUCCCAAGGAUGUGCCUCCAAAAACCUGGCUUUCUUGUUGCUGGGCCGUGUUAAUUGUCCAACAUUGUGAUCGUGGACGUGAACAGGUCGGUCGGGUGCCAUUAACAAUCUUAACAACGAUUCACUGGCACAACCACGGCGAUCCCACGGCUUGUCGCCUUGUUUCUCGAGCGUUUUUUUAUGCCAUUUACGGUGAAAUCUUGCAACAAAUCAGGAGCUCCCUUUUUCCAAACACUACUUGUCUUCCUUUUUCUGCUGGCCAUCUCUGUGAACCUGUGACGACGCAAUUCUUUGCCAUUAUCAGCUGCAUCCUUACAGGUCCUGCACUAGUUGUCCGCUCCCGCUCCAGCUCUCGAUUCCGAUCCCGAUCCCGACCCGAUUCAAUUUGGCUUUUAUUGGGAUCUCGGGCAUCCCUAUCCUAAUUGCGGUGGCAAUAGCUCGGCGGUUAAUCACUCUGUACCUGCGGCUUAGACAGUCAAACCCAGCAGUCACUCAUCGCGGCGGAGGCGGAUAUACAUAUAGCAGACCUACACAUCUACACCAAAUAAAUGGGUAUAUGGUCCUGCAAAUGGAUCGACCUCGAUGAUUUUCACCAGCCAAAUUGCGGCUUUGUGUUGCCUUUUUCCCAUUUGCCGGUGGAUACAUUUGGGCUGGAUCGUUAUCUGGUUCUCUUUGUGCUUUCAAGGUUUAUGGUCUAGUACACAUACAUAUAUUUCCUGUGAGAAACAAAUCCCAGUCCUGAUGACCCCCGUAAACCCGGCGAACAUGGAACAUCCCGACUAACAGCAAAACAACAUUGGUGUAUUCCUUCCACUAAGUAUUCGAAUUCCCCUUCCAUGUUUUUGGGGCGAUCGUGUACUCGCGGCCUAAAAAAUCUACAUAAUGACAGGGCCAUGCCGAAAACUAGUUCAAAUCGCAAAUUACGAACCGGUAAGGGAUGGGAUGAGAUAUACAACGUACUCUAUGAACGCACUAGCUGUGUGUGUUGCAGUUCCCAUUCAGGACACUCGCUCGGGACAUCGAGACAUCGGGACAGGACAUCAAGCGCAACGGGAGACGCGGCAGUUGAGGUUCGGCAAAGGUCAUGUCAGGACUUUGCAUAAAAUAUUUGAAAAUGUUUUCAUUAUGGUAAGUAGACACAAAAGCCCAACACACGAGCGAUUCCCACCGAAAGGGGUGUCCUUUCCCAGCCCAUCCUGCGCCCAGGAUCCUGGCAUAUAUUGGUGAUAAAUUAGUUUAAUGUUCGAAGCACCAAAAAAAGAACACACUCAACCGCAGCUGAGGCGGCAAAGCUUGGCUGGAAAAAUCGACCAACCAUUUUUGGCGGCAUUUUCCCCGACAUGUACGUGUCCACCGAAAUGAACUCGAGUCCUGGCAACUAAUGAACUGCGCAAACAAUGGGUAAUACUUUGAGGAAAAAACUACGUAAAAAUCACGUCUUGUACAUUUUCACAUCGCUGAUUUUAAAUGGAAAAGUACACCUCUGGAGCUGGACAGUGCAGGCCAAACAGGAUCAAACAGCGUUGAGGACAUGACACAAUUGCAGUUCGCAAUGUGCAAUGUGUCCCUGCAACUCGGUGUCUCUGGAUUUCGAAGUCGAGUGCGCAGAGCCACGCCCAUUGUCCCAGAGCCCAACUAUAGUAUAUUCUAUAUAGUACAGUGCGAUUCGUGAAUGAGGCGACCAGAGUUACGAGUUACUUUGAAUAGCGGCGGCGGUGGCAAGUGGAUCAGAUCCUGCGACAAUGGCCAUUGUGUCCUUUGUGUGCCGCCUUGUUGGGGGUGUGCAGUGUUGUUGCAAUUUUAGUGUAAUUUUAUUGUUAUUAAUUGUAUGAAAUGGGUUUUUAAAUGGCCUUUGUCUAGG